AAUAACUUGGCAAACUUUGGGCCCUCAGCAUAGGACCAGACCUUCUAAAGACUUCCAAUCGAAAUGGGCGGAGGAAACGGGCAGAAGUCGGCGAUGCGCCGCGCCAAGAAGCUUGAGGAGGCUCAGGCAGCUAACAAGGGCUCGCAGCUAAAGCAGAACCAGGCUUCUAUGAACAUCAAGUGCCAGAUCUGCCUGACGGCAUUCGUGUGCACAACUAGCGAGAAGCUACUGCGGGAGCACUGGGAAAACAAGCACCCCAAGCAACCAAUUGAGGCUGCGUUUCCCCAGCUGAAGAGCGCCUAAGCGGCGGCCAGGCUGACAAUAAAUGACUGCAGGAUGGGAUCAGGAGCGCGUGGACGCGGCAUGGGGGAUAGCCACCGGCGGCCACAGCAGGCGUGGAGACGACAGGCCGAAGGACUAGCUAGCUGGGCGCACGGGAGUGAUCAAUGUUGGCACCCGGCACCCAGGCCAAGGUGGCUGAGGCGGGCGGGUCAGGGCGGCUGAUGUGCGCGUGAGCCGAGGGACGGCUGGCAUGUCGUCAGUGUUGGCUCGAGGGGUGUUGGAUGGACGGGGUUGAGAUAGGGAGAGGGAAUGACACGUGAGUGGAAGGGUUUAGACAGGCAUGGUCUGAAGUUUUGGUCAGCUUGUGAGAGGAUUGCUUGGGGCGACAGAGAGCAGCAAUGCGGCGUGAGGAUGUGAAGCAAUGCGUUAUCAUGCCGUGAAGGACUACCGACGCGCAUAUAGCGCAGCGGUGCUGGUGCGUCAACUGCGCUAUAAUUAAGUGCGAAGUGUUGAGCACUGCUCAGGUGGUAGGCAGGGAAGGAAGCGGUAAUGUGGGCAAGCCUUGAGGAUUGUGGUGGUGGGUACGGCAUGGAAUCACGGCAUGCGCAUGUAACCCUGGCUGGAC
Messenger RNA from Chlamydomonas reinhardtii, 907 nucleotides. RefSeq lists its product as uncharacterized. The transcript is spliced from 6 exons. The record is from RefSeq and is a predicted model, not a curated record. Lineage: Eukaryota; Viridiplantae; Chlorophyta; Chlorophyceae; Chlamydomonadales; Chlamydomonadaceae. The coding region runs from base 64 to 303 and encodes 79 amino acids.